Messenger RNA from Dovyalis caffra, 2499 nucleotides. Lineage: Eukaryota; Viridiplantae; Streptophyta; Magnoliopsida; Malpighiales; Salicaceae. The record is from the annotation of a GenBank genome assembly.
AUGAACCUGAAUCGUGCAAGCAAGGAAAUGACCGGACUUUCUUUGCCGCUGGAUCGAAAUUCGCUCAAUUCUCCGUCUUCUACUAAUCCUCUUCAAAGUGGUAGAAAUGCGUUGUCUUUGUUAGUGCAGAGAGAGAUUUGUCCUAGAACUAAACACACGCCAAAAAGGCGAUGGGGAGAAGCUUCUCAAUGGAAUCCUAAUUCUUCGUUUGUUCCUAAAACUGAGCCAGCUAGAGAUGCAAAACGCGGUCUUAUUUCAUGGGUUGAAGCAGAGUCGUUAAGGCAUUUAUCAGCCAAGUAUUGCCCUCUGGUGCCUCCUCCAAGGUCGACUAUAGCAGCAGCAUUUAGUCCUGAUGGAAAAACACUUGCUUCUACGCAUGGUGAUCACACGGUGAAGAUAAUCGAUUGCCAAACUGGAAACUGUUUAAAGGUGUUGAUGGGUCAUCGGAGGACGCCAUGGGUGGUCAGGUUCCACCCACUGCAUCCAGAAAUUCUUGCAAGUGGAAGCUUGGAUUACGAAGUUCGCUUAUGGGAUGCAAACACAUCAGAGUGUAUAGGAUCCCGUGAUUUCUAUCGUCCUAUUGCUUCCAUUGCUUUCCAUGCAGAAGGCGAAUUGCUUGCUGUCGCAUCAGGUCACAAGUUGUACAUAUGGCACUACAAUAAGAGAGGAGAGGCAUCUUCACCAUUCAUUGUAUUGAAGACUAGGCGUUCUCUUCGAGCAGUGCAUUUUCACCCUCACGGUGCUCCCUUUCUCUUGACUGCUGAGGUCAAUGAUCUUGACUCUUCAGAUUCCUCAAUGACACAGGCAACAUCUCCAGGUUACCUGAGAUAUCCUCCUCCUGCUGUUUUUGUCACAAAUGGCCAGUCCAGUGAUCGUGUUAACUUGGCUUCUGAACUGCCUCUUAUGUCCUUGCCUUUCUUGUUCGUGCCUUCAUUUUCUAUAGAUGAUAGUAGAAUAGAUGCUAAUAGACAUGUCACUUCAAGUACAAUGCAAGUGGAGUCAUCUACUUCAAUGCAGCUUCAAUUGGAUACAAAUGCAGCGGAUAGAUAUGAUCCCUUAGUGACUCCCAUGGAGACAUUUCCUGCAGUCCCUUCUAGUUCAUAUACUGGUGCAGAAGGUAUGGUAAGUAAUUCUUUCCCAUCUGGAAUGGGAAGUGGUGUUUCAAACACUAGAGAAGAUGUCAUGGAGACUGAUGAAAUGCAGCUUGUAGUGGGGAACCCACAGGGAAACUCUGCUAGUGUAGAGACAUUUGGUCUUGGUAAUAGUGCAACAGAUGGAGUAACUGCACAUACUUCAGUUAGGCAGCAGUCUACUGAUUUUGGGCAGCUUCAGCAGUUUCUGCCCUCCAGAGACUCCACGCGGUGGGAGCUACCCUUUUUGCAGGGAUGGUUAAUGGGUCAGAGCCAAGCUGGUGUUCCCUCGACGCUUCCUCUUAAUAGUGGUAGUCGUGAACAUUCUGCCCAGUAUAUUGGUCCUUCCUCAUUAACAUCUUAUCUAUCUACUCAAAAUGUGGAAGCUGCAGUGGUUUCUUUGGCAAUGCCUGGCACCACCAGCCUAUCCGGGGUUUCUGGGAGAUCUGGCUUGCGGCAUCGGAUUUCACGCUCCCGGUUCUCUGUGCAUGAAUCUGGGGAAAGUGUGGCUCCCAUUAAUAUGCAACACGAAGGUACUGAGAAUCAGCCCAUAUUUAAUAGAAUCCAGUCUGAGAUUGCAACGUCAUUGGCAGCUGCAGAGUUCCCAUGCACCGUAAAGCUUAGAGUGUGGUCUCAUGACAUAGAACAUCCUUGUGCACAACUUAAUGCUGACAAAUGUCGCUUAACUAUACCUCAUGCCGUCCUUUGUAGUGAAAUGGGCGCUCAUUUUUCACCAUGUGGAAGAUAUUUAGCUGCCUGUGUAGCUUGCAUGCUGCCUCAUAUGGAAGCUGAUCCAGGAUUACAAACGCUAGUCCAUCAAGAUACUGGGGCAGCGACUUCCCCUACUCGACACCCAAUAUCAGCACACCAAGUUAUGUACGAGCUGCGCAUAUAUUCCCUGGAGGAGGCAACCUUUGGUUCAGUGCUUGUGUCACGUGCAAUUAGAGCUGCUCAUUGUUUGACUUCAAUCCAGUUCUCCCCAACAUCUGAACACAUAUUACUGGCUUAUGGUCGACGUCAUGGAUCCCUUCUAAAAAGCAUUGUCAUUGAUGGGGAAACAACACCACCUAUUUAUACGGUUCUAGAGGUUUACAGAGUUUCAGAUAUGGAACUUGUGAGAGUUCUUCCUAGUGCAGAGGAUGAGGUCAAUGUUGCUUGUUUUCAUCCAUUUGCUGGGGGGGUCUUGUUUAUGGAACCAAGGUUUGCAUCUUUCUCUGGUCAUGUUCUUCUUAUUGUUUUCGGUAAACUGCAGGAAGGGAAACUUAGAGUCCUCAAGUAUGAUGGUGCCCAUGGUGGGAAUUGUACUGGACCAAGUUACUUUCCUGAAGAGAACUUGGCUGAGGUCCAGACAUAUGCUCUAGAAGGUUGA